GCUUUUUAAAGGCGCUCCACCUCCCCGGCCUCCCCCCCGGCUGCCGUCUUGCUCUCUCCACUCCCCCUCCUCCUCCCCCCUGCGAGGGAUCGCCGAAGAGGCACGCACAGCGCCCGCGCGGCGAGGGGUGGUGGUGCGGGGGAACCUGAGCGGGCGGGCAUGGACGCCACCGCCUUCCCCUACGGGCUGCGCGUCCUCGUCGUGGACGACGACCCCACCUGGCUCAAGAUCCUCGAGAAGAUGCUCAGGAAGUGUUCCUACGAAGUCACUACAUGCGGUCUAGCAAGAGUUGCUCUGGAUAUUCUUCGGGAGAGGAAAAACAAGUUUGACAUUGUAAUUAGCGAUGUUAACAUGCCUGACAUGGAUGGUUUCAAGCUUCUGGAACACAUUGGACUUGAGAUGGAUCUUCCUGUUAUAAUGAUGUCCAUUGAUGGUGAGACAAGUAGGGUGAUGAAAGGUGUCCAGCAUGGUGCUUGCGACUACCUCCUUAAGCCUGUUCGAAUGAAGGAGCUCCGAAAUAUUUGGCAGCAUGUAUAUAGGAAGAAAAUGCAUGAGGUUAAAGAGAUUGAAGGUAAUGAUAGCUGCGAUGAUCUUCAAAUACUAAGAAACAGUUUUGAGGGACUGGAUGAGAAGAGCCUUUUUAUGAGAUCUGACUCUGAUACCAUGAGGAAGAGAAAAGAUAUGGACAAAGACCAUGCAGAUCAGGAGUCAAGCGAUGGCAACACUGUUAAAAAGGCUAGAGUUGUUUGGUCCGUUGAUCUUCACCAAAAGUUCGUAAAUGCAGUGAACCAAAUUGGAUUUGACAAAGUUGGACCAAAGAAAAUAUUGGACUUGAUGAAUGUUCCUGGCUUAACAAGAGAAAAUGUUGCUAGCCAUCUACAGAAAUAUCGCCUCUACUUGAGUAGGUUGCAAAAGCAGAAUGAGGAAAGGAUAUUAGGAGCUGCUAGGCAAGAUUUCAGUCAUAAGGGAACAUCAGAAAACCUUAACCUCCGAAGUUCCUUCCAAGAGCAACCAAACAUAGGAAAUGGAUAUCCGCAUGCUUCUCAGAAUAUACAAACUCAGACCAAAAUGCUAGAUUCUCAGUUAGAGGACACUAAGAGUACACUGCCCUUGCCUGCGCCAGAUAAAAAAAGAACUCUAGUAAGUGAUGUUGCUGACUCACAGAACGUCACCAGUGCUUCAAGUUUAGGUGGGGUUCUGUCUUUCAAAAGUUUGCCAGUGAAUCAGGACAGGAAGCCAUCAGAAACAAUGAUAUUGGAAUGCCAGACCUGGAGCGGAGGUAUUCCAUCGAAGCAGUUCAUGCAGUAUCCGAAGCAUAACCAUGAACGCUGUGACCUAUUAGGGGAUUAUUCAUGCUUGCCAAAGCCAGACUUAGAGCACCCUGUUGGCCCUAGUAAUUUGUAUACCCCACCACCUCUUAUCUCAAUGAGUUGCAGUAUGGAGGGGGGUGCCAGAGACUUUUCAGACGUGAAGCCUGCUAUAAUGGACUGCAUCAAGUCCUUAUCACCGGCGAUGAGAUGUACAGUGGAUUCAGUUUCUGUUCAACUUAGUGACAGUGUGGUUACCUCAACUGAUGGUGACCUGAAGUUUUCCAGUGUGGACGGGUCGCCCAGCAAUAAAGAUUGUUGCCUUGAUCAGACAAACAGUCAGGGAACUUUGCGUCCUUCACCAGAGUCAAGUAUCAUAGGCGGCACAGAGUUGGCUUCUCUGCCUGAUGACCUGCCCAAUUAUCCACUUCAUGGUGUAUCCUUUGAGAAUAUAGGACUGAGUAGCAUUGACUUACUUCACUACAGUGAUGCCAUGAUACUAUCCGGACUACAGAAUAACUGGUAUGAUGAACUAGAGUUUAGCAGCGACAUGAUGGACUACCCAUCGAUAGAUCUCUUUGUAUAAUCCCAUGCUGCGCCCUUCUUUCAACCAUGCUACUUUGCGAGGAAGGAUGAUGUUCUUUGGUAUGUUCCCAUAUAGCUCCUCUUGUAGGGCUACAGUCAGCUAACCUGAUCCUACGGUGGAAGGAUUUAAUUGUAGUAUCUCCACUUUUGAUAAAUGUCUGUAUUAUAGACUGUGCCAUGGUAUAAUCUAUAUACCUUUUGGAUGAUCUUUUGAUCUUUUAAACUUCAUAUUACUUCUCCCAAAAAAAUAAACUUCAUAUUACUUCUAAAAGAACUUUUAAACUUCGCAUAAACACUACCCCCUUACACAACUAACAUUUUCAGCAGUUUUAUCCUCUGAUGCAGCAUUACGCAUGAUACCUCCUGAGACCAUCAGUACAGGUAAACAUGGUAGCUUUUCAGGUCAACCACACAUAUUUUCACCAAAGUGCCAGGAUUGUAUGAAGUUACUUGCUGAUCAAACCUGGAAGAAUUCCAUAGGUGAUAAUGAUUUUUAGAUACCUGAAGCAAUCACUCAAGCAUAGGUGAUAAAGAUACAGUGGUAAGCAGAGUUUGGGUACCUUGAGGAAUAAUUUUUUAGAUCCUUGAAAUGGUGUACCACGAGACACAAAAAAAUUAUAAUAAAAAUGAU
This is a messenger RNA of Oryza brachyantha (malo sina), 2523 nucleotides long. Its product is annotated as two-component response regulator ORR26. NCBI's taxonomy places the organism in Eukaryota, Viridiplantae, Streptophyta, Magnoliopsida, Poales, Poaceae. Gene Ontology annotation, biological process: cytokinin-activated signaling pathway; phosphorelay signal transduction system. Gene Ontology annotation, molecular function: DNA-binding transcription factor activity; DNA binding. Bases 160 to 1893 code for a protein of 577 amino acids. The transcript has 5 exons. The record is from RefSeq and is a predicted model, not a curated record.